AGUCCCUAGUGGUUCUUAGAUCUAUGACGUUUCAAGAAAUUUUUGUUUUUGAAAAAAAUUUUGCAUUGUUGUGCGUUUUUUAACUAGUGCCACGUCUAAUAGUCCUUUUAAUUACGUGGCUAUCAAAUUUGUGAUACAUGAUAAUUAUUUUAGAUUAUUAAGAAGAAUUAAAAGGAAAUAUUACUUGUCCAGUUUUAUGGUGAACAAAUACAAUCAAAUAUGGCUCAAAAAUCAUUCAUGUACUUCUCAUAUGGCAGUAAUAUGCAGUCAGACAGAAUACACAAAAAUAGUCCAUCAGCUAAACAAAAAGGAAUUGGAAAAAUAGAUGAUUAUCGAUUGGAUUUCAUAAGAUAUUCUGAUAAUUGGCAUGGAUGUUCUGCAACAAUUGUACCAAGUCGGAGUUCUGAAGUUUGGGGAGUGAUUUGGGAAAUAGAUAUGAAGGAUAUGCCAAAUUUGGAUAAGCAAGAAGGUGUGGAUGCUGGCAUAUAUUUAGUUAAAAAUGUUACUGUCCAAACCUUAAAUGGUGACGAUGUAGAGUGUAGAACUUACCAACAAACUCAAUUACCGGACGAGUAUAUCCAACCAAAUGAAUUACCUCCUGAAAGACAACCUUCCCUUGCAUACAUGAAUAGAAUUAUAGAAGGUGCUAAAGAAUACCAGAUUCCUACAUAUUAUUUGAAAUUCUUGAAUUCAUUUCGUCAUAAUAAUUAUAAAGGUCCAGUAAAUAUUCCAUAAAGGAGUUAAUAAGACCAUAUUGUGCAAUGUGAGAUUUACUACUGAUCAUUUUUGGGCAGAGUAACUGCGUAACACAGUGACAAUAUUUUUUAACUUAUAACAAUUUUUUUCUAUAAAGAUUAUAAAAUAUUUUACAAAUUAAUAUUAAUAAAUCUAAUACAUUAAGGGAACGUGAUUUUAUUUAACAUAUU
Messenger RNA from Phymastichus coffea, 926 nucleotides. Its product is annotated as gamma-glutamylcyclotransferase-like. Gene Ontology annotation, molecular function: gamma-glutamylcyclotransferase activity. Bases 220 to 735 code for a protein of 171 amino acids. The transcript has 5 exons. NCBI's taxonomy places the organism in Eukaryota, Metazoa, Arthropoda, Insecta, Hymenoptera, Eulophidae. The record is from RefSeq and is a predicted model, not a curated record.